CGUAUGAAAACAAACUACGUCAGUUUGGAGCGAAACUUUUCGAAAGCGUUUGGCACGAUGGGCAGCUAUUGGACUUGCACUCUGGCUAAAAUAACCUGUUAUAUCUCACUAGUAGUACCUUAAAGAAGCUUUGAACGACGACACUAUAAGCAGACGAGGAAAAAUGGACGGGCUUGAAAUGUCUGCGAUGAUUCCUGCUCUUCAAGAGCUAGCUAGUGCCAGCGCUGCUGAGUACGAAACAGCCGUGCAGAAACCUCGACAGAUCCUCUGCCAGUUUAUUGACAGGAUACUGACUGACGUGGACGUCGUUGCUUUAGGACUAAAUAAAAAGUCCAGUUCAGAGCCAGCAUGUGUGAUGCUGCUUGACUUUGUGCAGCACAUCGUCAAAUCCUCGUCCCUGAUGUUUGCAAAUCCUGCCUGCCAACCUGCUGAUUACCCAGACACCGUACAGAGCUGCACUGAUUUCAGUAAAUGGGUGAUGCUGCAUUUGCUUCGUGUGGCAGCAGCUCCAGGCUGUGAUGUCAUUCACGGGCGCGUCUCUGCCGUAUUGUGCUCUUUACUACACACUCUAAGAGUCAGGAUGCCGUUCAUCUUCAGCUGCCUCACCGAAGAAGUCAUAUCAUUGACCCAGGAGCUUAGCAGCAUCCUGCACACUCACAUAGUGACACUGGCAGGACCUGGACACAGUGUGGGUGCUCACAUCCAGGACAAAUGGCCUGUGAAGCUUCAAUGCUUCAGCAUCAGUUCCAUUCGUGCCUCCGUCUACCUCACCCCUACUCUCCUUCUACUCUCCUCUCCUGCUGCCUUGGAGUCGCUGACUGCUGUGACUCUCAGUAUCACAAGUGACUCUCUGAGAGGAAUCAUUUCCUGUCGGGACCUGAGUUUGUCUUGGGACACGGCAUGCUCCAUCUUGGCUAACGGCAACACCAGGCUGAGGAAGGUCUCCAUGGUGUUGCUAAGGAAACUGGUAGAGCUGCAGAGGUUUCCCGAGAUGCAGUGUCACAAAUUUUUCACGGCCUUUUUUCAUUUGCUGGAAACGCACUCCGACACAUCCGCAGCAAAACACUCAAACGAGAGCCAACCCUAUGGAGGAGAGCUGAUCAACUUAACCCGCUGUUUGUUUCAGUCGUCCCACAUUUCUCCCUCUGACUUUGAGUCCAUCUACCUCUCACAGAUGUUUGAGUGUGUCUGUGCUCUUGGAGGGGCAGGAGUUAAACUGGAGUCAGAAGUUACUGAAUCUGUUUGCCUGCUGUUCCGUUUUUUACUGUCUGUGGCUGAGAUUCAUGAGAGUGCUGUGCUGCUGAGGAAGCAGAGGGUCACAGAUGUCUGCAGAACCUUGGCAGCCACCAUUGGGACAGAAAAUCAAGCAGAAUGUGCAGAAGGGUUUCUUCAAGCCGCACUGAAAUCUGAGACAGCGACAGUGAUGCAGGAGUCGGGAGAUGGAGAGAGUUCUGCUAAGAAGUCCCGCAAAUCUGCCGUUAGUCCAGUCAGCAAGGCAGCUGAGCUGGCCAUGCAGGUUCAGGGUGAGGUUUGGUCCGUGUUGAACGCUCGUCUUGAGGAAUUGCUCACACUUUUGGACUCUGCUGAAGCUCAGAGCACACAGGUGCUGUUUGCACUGCAGGGUCUAACUCUCAUCCUCCGCCUGGCAGCCUGCUGCUCCUCUCCCAUCAGUUCACUCCGUUUGGCCUGGCUGUCCCCAGGGACUCUGGGCAGGAUGUUGAAGAGCUGCCAGUCUGUGUUAGAAGGAGCCUCUCCACCUGUGUCUGAUCAGGACUAUUUUCAUGCUGCUUUCCGGGCAACUGUCAGCAUCCUUGACUCUGUUCUCUUCUUAACAUUGAGCAGCCAGGUGGAGGAUGAGCUCCAGCGGCAUGUGUGUGCUCUGCUGUCUCUUCCAUGGGUGUGUGAGAACAAGUCUUCAUCCGUCUUUAAGAGUUCAAGAUUUCCCUCCUGGCUCCCCACCUUGGCUCAGAGACUCAGCUUCUGUUACGCACCUGAAGUCCAGGCAGAUUGUGUGUCACUGCUGGCCUUUCUGCACCACGGUGUGUGUGAUAAGUGGCGUGUGUGUGUCUUCAGCAACAUGCUGCAGAGUCAGAAUGAGGCACCGAGAGCUGCAGCUGUCAAGGUCUUCCCGGUUCUCCUUCACCACCUGGGAGACUCCCAGGAUGACCUGAUUAACACGACGCUGCUGCCCAUGCUGGAAGACACAUCAGAGCAGGUGAAGAUGGAGCUCGCCAGGAUUGUUGGUCAGCUCAGCUGCAUCUCCUCAGGACUCUCCGAGCUUUGUGACAUCCGCGUGGAGUCCCCGUGUCCUCCUAAAAUACUCUGUCUCUGCUGCAGCCUUGCAGCAGAGCAUGCUGGGAAAGAAAAAGCAUCUCUCAAGGCUUCUAUCAUUAGACCUUUUCUCCCUUUACUCAGACCACAAUGUCCAAGUUGUGUUAAACAAGCGUUUCUGGAAGCUCUGCCUCAUCUCUGCCAACAUGUGAACCUGACUGGUGGAGACGGUGAUUCCCGAGCAGUUCUCUGUGCCCUGAUUGGCCUCAUGGAGGAUUCGGAUCCUGCAGUUAGAACACGCUUCGGCCAAUCUGUGCGCUUUCUGUUGACAGAGACCAACAAAAACUCAGAGCAUGGCGUUUUGAAUGAGCUUCUGGUUGCACGUCUUAAGGAGGCGUUCAACAACGCUAAAGUCAACAGAGAUGAUGAUCUACGAAACACUCUCAUCCUCACCACCGGAGAGAUUGGCAGAGCCUCUCAGGGUAGUUUGGUGUCCUUUUGUCUGCUACGUCUCCUCCACUGUCUUCUGUCCAAGUCGUCCUCAGUGUCUGUGGCUGCGUACACUCAGAUCAGUGCGCUGGCUGCUGCCAAAGGUCUGAAACUGCAGACGCUUUUCAGUCAAUACAAGAACCCCAUCUGCCAGUUCCUGGUGGAGUCGCUGCACUCGCGUCACGCAUCGGCCCUACGCAGCACACCAGAUCACAGCAGCGAAUCAGCCAAUCAGAGAGAGCUUGCUUUGGACAUCCUGGCUCAGAUCGCACAUGCCUUCAACUUCCCAGACCUCCACCGCUUCCUCACACGAACCCUUCAGGUGCUGCUGCCCUACUUAGCUGCCAAGGCCAGCUCCACAGGCUCCGCCCUCAUCCGUACUUUAGCCACUGAGCUAAAGGCGAACAGGAGAGAGAUUCUGAUUAAUAAUUUUAAGUACAUCUUCAGCCAUCUGGUCUGUUCCUGCACCAAAGAGGAGCUGGAGAGGGCCUUUCACUACCUACAGAGCGAGACAGAGAUCGAACUUGGCUCUUUGCUGCGUCAAGACUUCCAGGGUCUUCACAAUGAGCUGCUGCUGCGUUUGGGAGACCAUUACCAGCAGGUGUUCAAUGGUCUGGCUAUCUUGGCCUCGUUUGCAUCCAACGAUGAUCCGUACCAGGGUCCUCGCGAUAUCACCACCCCUGAGCAUAUGGCUGACUAUUUGCAGCCAAAGCUUCUGGGCAUUCUAGCUUUUUUUAACAUGCAGCUCCUCAGCUCCAGUGCAGGAGAGAAGGACCGUAAAAAGAUGGCUUUGACAAGUGUGAUGGCUCUGAUGCGUCUGAUGGGCUCCAAACACAUUAGCUCCAUUCGAGUGAAGAUGAUGACGACGCUUCGCACCGGCCUUCGUUACAGGGAAGACUUCCCCCUGCUCUGCUGCAAAGCGUGGGAGUGUUUUGUGAGGAGCGUGGAGCCUUCUCACCUCGGCCCUCUGCUGAGUCAUGUUAUCGUUGCACUUCUCCCUCUGAUUGCACUCCAGCCCAAAGAAACUGCUGCUAUCAUUCGUUUCCUCAUCCUGGAGAACAGGGAAGAAGUGAACGACUACCUCCAUGAGAUUUACUUUCUACCUGACCUCCCAGAGCUGAGCGAUAUUCACUCGGUUCUGCGAGAUUACAAGAAGCUGACAGCCAGCAGCAGCGACCUGGCUGCAGUGCUGCAGCUGUCAAUGAGAGCCGUGCAGCACGAGAACGUAGACGUAAGGAUCCACGCGCUGACCAGCCUCAGGGACAUGAUGCACAGCAACCAGGCGUGGCUCCUGCGGCAGGUUUGUGCCAGCGAGUCGGUGGAGCCGGUCAUCUCCAGCCUGGUGUCUGUGCUGCUGAAGGGCUGCCAGGACUCGUCCCCAGAGGCCAGGCUCCUCUGUGGGGAGUGUCUGGGCGAGUUGGGAGCUGUGGAUCCUGGACGUCUGGAUCUGUCUCACACACUCACGCGCGGCGACCGCAACACCUUUGUGAGUGGGGUGGAUGAUCCGAACUUUGCUUAUGAUUUGCUGACUGAGCUCACCAGAACUUUUCUGGCUUAUGCUGACAAUGUCCGAGCCCAGGACUCUGCUGCGUACGCGAUUCAGGAACUGCUGUCUAUACUUGAGUGUCGUGAAGGAAGAACUGACUCAGCAGGCCGCCGUCUGUGGAGGAGAUUCCCAGAGCAGAUUCAGGAAAUCCUGGAGCCUCACCUCAACAGCAGAUAUAAGAGCAGCCAGAAGGAGGUGAACUGGUCCAAACUGAAGAAACCAGUUUACCUCAGCAGCAGAGGCAGCAAGUUUCCUGACUGGUCAGCCACCUGGGCCGGAUACCUCAUUAGCAAGGUGCGACACGAACUGGCCAGCAAGGUGUUCAGGUGCUGCAGCUUCAUUAUCAAACACGACUACAAGGUCACCAUCUACCUGCUGCCUCACAUCCUGCUCUACAUGCUGCUGGGAUGCACACCUGUGGAGCAGCAGGAGGUGACAGAGGAGAUGCUGGCCGUUCUGACGGAGGGCGAUGGGCGAGGGAGGGGCUGCACCCAGGAGACGGCCUCCAGCCUGUCGCAGCUCAGCACUCAGACUGUCUUCAGCAUGCUGUCACAUCUGACACAGUGGAGCCGCCACAUCCUGUACUCCAAAUCCAAAGUCAGCGAAAGUGGGGAUUAUCAGCGUGUGGGGGCCUUCCUGAAGGCCAUCCCACAAGAUGUCCUGGCCAAGGCCUCCUUAAGAUCCAAAGCAUACACUCGUGCCCUCAUGCACUUUGAAGCUCACAUAACGGAGAACAAAGAGAGCAUCCAAGACCACCUGACCUUCCUGCAGACGCUGUAUGCUGCGAUGCAUGAGCCGGAUGGAGUGAGAGGAGUCAACGCCCUGAGGAGGGAGGAGCCGUCGCUACGGGAACAGAUACUUGAGCACGAGAGCAUCGGUCUGCUCCGAGACGCAACUGCAUGCUACGACCGGGCCAUUCAGUUAGAGUCAGACCAGAUUGGUCACUAUCAUGGAGUGAUGACUUCCAUGCUGGGCCUUGGACAGCUUUCUACAGUCAUCACACAGGUUAACGGGGUCCUGGCUAAUAAGCAACAGUGGAAAUCAGAGCUGAACACUUACAGAGUGGAAGCAGCCUGGAAGCUGGGGAAAUGGGACCUGCUGGAGGAUUAUUUGAGCUCAGACCAGCAGUCGAGUACCUGGGGAGUGAGGCUCGGCCAGUUGCUGCUGUCAGCUAAGAAGCAGGACGCUGAGAGUUUCUAUGAGAAGCUGAAGCUGGUGAGGAAGGAGCAGGUGGUUCCCCUGUCUGCUGCCAGCUAUGAGUGUGGAACCUACCAGAGAGGAUAUGAGUACAUUGUCCGGCUCCACAUGCUCAGUGAGUUGGAGCACACUUUCACUGAGCUGCAACAGCGCAAGAAGGGCUCAGUGCCGCAUCUCAGCAAGCUGCCUCCUCAUUGGUCCGACCGACUGGAGAUGACCCAGAACUCCUUCAGGGCCAAGGAGCCAAUCCUGGCACUGCGUCGAGCCCUGCUCAGCCUCCAACCACAGCCUGUGUGCGAGGAGCUGGUGGGAGAGUGCUGGCUGCAAAGUGCCCGAGUGGCCAGAAAAGCAGGGCACCACCAGACGGCCUUCAAUGCUCUUCUUAACGCAGACAACACAAACCUGGCUGAGCUGGUCACAGAGAAGGCCAAGUGGCUUUGGUCUAAGAGCGAUGCACACCAGGCCCUGAUCGUCCUGCAGAAGGGCGUGGCCCAGUGUUUUCCUGAUGAUCAGACCCUAACGGACCCUCACAGUCUGCAGAUUAAAGGCAAGGCCAUGCUGCUGGUCGGUCGCUUCAUGGAGGAGACGGCCAACUUUGAGUCCAAUGCCAUCAUGAAGGCGUACAAGGAUGUGACCAACCUGCUGCCAGAGUGGGAGGAUGGGAACUUCUACCUGGCUAAGUACUACGACAAGGUGAUGCCGAUGGUGACUGAUAACAAGAUGGAGAAACAGGGAAAUCUGAUUCGAUACAUUGUCACCUUCUUCGGAAAGGCCCUGCAGUUUGGGAACCAGUACAUCUAUCAGGCCAUGCCUCGCAUGCUCUCCCUCUGGUUGGACUUUGGAGCUAAAGUGUGUGAAUGUGAGAAAGCGGGCCGUGCGGACAGACAGAUGCGACAAGAGCUGAGUAAAAUCAACAGCGUGGUCAGCGAGCACUGCUCUAACCUGGCGCCGUACCAGUUCCUCACCGCCUUCUCCCAGCUCAUCUCCAGGGUGUGUCAUUCUAGCGACGAGGUCUUCACUGUUCUCAUGACCAUUGUGGCCAAGGUGUUCCUAGCUUACCCCCAGCAAGCUAUGUGGCUGAUGACGGCUGUCUGCAAGUCAUCCUACCCCAUGCGUAAGAACCGCUGCAAUCAGAUCCUUAAGAAAGCCAUCAGUCUUAAACAGUCUCUGGAGAAAUUCAUCGGAGACGCCAACAGACUGACUGACAAGCUGCUGGAGCUGUGUAACAAACCGGUGGACAGCAACAGCACCAUGCUCAGUAUGAACGUCCACUUCAAGCAGCUAAAACGUCUGGUGGAGGAGCAAACGUUCAGCCAGAUCCUGAUCCCGCUGCAGUCCGUCCUCAUCCCCACGCUGCCGUCUACUGGUGGGGCAAACACGCAGCACGACGCCUUCCCAGGACACUGGGCCUACCUGGAUGGCUUUGAAGAUGCUGUGGAGAUAUUGGCAUCGUUGCAGAAGCCUAAGAAGAUAAGUCUGAAAGGCUCAGAUGGCCAGAGCUACACAAUGAUGUGUAAACCUAAAGAUGAUCUGAGGAAAGACUGUAGACUCAUGGAGUUUAACUGUCUCAUCAACAAGUGCCUCCGUAAAGAUGCCGAAUCGAGGCGAAGAGAAUUGCAUAUCCGCACCUACGCUGUGAUACCCCUCAACGAGGAGUGUGGCAUCAUUGAAUGGGUCAACAACACGGCUGGGCUGCGACACAUCCUCACAAAGCUGUACAAAGAGAGAGGCAUCUACCUGUCGGGUAAAGAGCUGAGGAAGCUUAUCCUGCCAAAGACGGCUCCUUUUGAGGAGAAACUGCGAAUCCACAAGGAGGUGCUGUGCUCUCGACAUCCUCCUGUCUUCUAUGAGUGGUUCCUCCGUACCUUCCCUGAUCCAACGUCCUGGUACAGCAGUCGCUCUGCAUACUGCCGCUCCACUGCUGUGAUGUCCAUGGUGGGCUACAUCCUGGGUCUGGGAGAUCGCCAUGGUGAAAACAUCCUUUUUGACUCGUUCACUGGUGAAUGUGUUCACGUUGACUUUAACUGCCUCUUCAACAAGGGGGAGACAUUCGACGUGCCUGAGGUGGUGCCUUUCCGCCUGACCCAAAACAUGGUUCAUGCUAUGGGGCCCAUGGGCACCGAGGGCCUGUUUCGACAGGCCUGCGAGGUCACAAUAAGACUAAUGAGAGACCAGAGGGAGUCGCUCAUGAGUGUGCUUAAAACCUUCCUUCAUGACCCUCUGGUUGAGUGGAGCAAACCAGCCAAAGGACUAUCGAAAACUCCUGCCAGUGAGACAGGAGAGAUAGUCAAUGAAAAGGCUAAAACACAUGUGUGUGACAUCGAGCAGCGUCUUCAGGGGGUGAUCAAGAGCAGGAAUAAAGUGCUUGGUCUGCCUCUGUCUAUAGAGGGACACGUGCACUACUUAAUCCACGAAGCCACAGAUGAGAAACUGCUCUGUCAGAUGUACCUGGGCUGGGGCCCGUACCUAUAAGAAUACCUCAGCUAAUGAAGUUAGUUCUUGACCCUGCCGUUACAGCACUUUGGACUGUUGAAUGAAAAACGGAUGGUUCAGUAUUUGUCCUGAAGUUUCUGUUGCUGUUUUGAAGUUUUCCGUUCUCUGGAAAUGUUAAAUUUACAUAUUUGUUCUUCUCUAAUAAACAAAAUGUCCAUUUGUAAA
Molecule: messenger RNA, 8161 nt
Organism: Nothobranchius furzeri (turquoise killifish)
Lineage: Eukaryota; Metazoa; Chordata; Actinopteri; Cyprinodontiformes; Nothobranchiidae
Gene: atr
Product: ATR serine/threonine kinase
Biological process (GO): telomere maintenance; protein phosphorylation; DNA damage checkpoint signaling
Cellular component (GO): nucleus
Molecular function (GO): protein serine/threonine kinase activity; protein binding
Source: RefSeq, a predicted model, not a curated record